UUGAUUUUGCUUUUGUACAAGGAUAAUGCUGAUGUCAGUUUCGAAUCUCAGAAAGUAUAUCACUGAGAUAGCUCCUAUUAACACCAGGGUGAUAUAAAGCAUAAAGCAGCCGUCCCUCGUCUCUAUUCAAGAGCUAUACCAUGGAUUAUGCUUAUCGCCAUCGAAUACGAUAUCAUCUCUUGCCAUAGUUGUUCCGUGACUCCACGACGGUUAUCCGUCGUGUUUUUAGUGUAUUCCAAUUCCGUAGUCAUGAGGCGCGGAAUUCUAUCAAUCGUCUAAGUCGGCACAUUCUUGCGGCACGUUAUCUUGAACGUCAACUACUUUCAAAAGAGCUUUGGGAGGCGAAAUCAACGAAGCAAUAUCGCGAGGAAGCUGCUAGUGAACUCCACUGGUUAUCGGUCGUAGCGCAUACGCCACCCUCCCCUGACAUGCCAAGCUUGGGAAAUGACCCAGAACUAAUCUGGGCAUUCGAGGCCGUGCGCAUCGAGAGUUCGAUCUUGUCCGUCCAUAUGGUUCACGUUGUCGCAAUUGACGGAGACUUUCGCUACGCAAUUGCGCUUCCUAGAUCUUUGUCCCUGACAUGCAGGUAGACCCGAUACACCGGAGCUACAGGGCUCGGAACUCUAGUCGGCGAUACUAUUCUUACUUCCGAUAGUUAUCAAAGAAGUCCUCCUUGUCGGCGGCGUGACCUAUAUCAAGUAAUAACUAUACAUUCUUCGCUUUGCUUCUUCUUUCUUGUACAUGAAGGAAGGCGCGCGUGCAAAUUCUGAUGUGAAAAUGCAUGUACUGUUCCGAUAUAUCAUUGUCAUAAGAUGACAGCCCGCGUGAACGAUCUGAUCCUUCAGUGAUCAUUAUCUCACAAAGUCGAAGGCGCAAUCCGAGUAUCAUUCGAGAUCGUGGAUGCGGAAGCCGGCUUGUGGGGUGACAAUUCGAACAAUGGGGCAAGUCAUAAAAGGCAGGUAUAGCGUACGAGCUGAUGCUCCUCUACUAGCUUUGAGGAGACGAUCUCAAAAGCACAUGGCUCGAAACGAGCUUCGGGUGAGAGUCUGAUAGGAAGAAAGCCUUGGGCUCGUUCUCCCCCUUCCAUUGCUCCGAAAACUACCGAAUCUUAGCAAACGCGCCAUGACUCGUGGUGGAGGGUCCCAUCGGUGGACAAUGGGAGAUUCUCCGAGUAUUCCUUCAUAUGUAAGCAGUUCGGGCCAACGAAUCUUUCAGUGUUUCAUUCCUGAUAGCGGAUCCUCGAUCUCUCGCUGAAUCAGGAGGCGAACGAGUGUUAGACCACUGCACGAGAAUAGCUUUGCGGUGUUGUGUGCGGGGUCUAGCGUUAUCGGCAUGUUGAGAGCAUGAGAUCUAAUUAAUGAGUAUUGCGCCAUCCGGACCAACCCGCUGGCCACAAACACCACCCAGGUAGGAUCAAGAACAAACUGUAUGCUCUUAAAGUUAAUAUUUUUUGGGGCUGGUGAAUCCACCGAAACACCGUUGUGCGACGACGGUUCUUGCGCUAACCCACACCUUGGCCGAACAUCAAGAUGUGUGGCUCUCGUCAAGGAUACCUUGUAUGUCUACACUUAUGGCGAAAAAAAGGUGGCUUUCGGUUGAUUAAUUCCGCAUUCUUGGUUACAAUUGGAGAGGAAGAAAAAAAGCGCAAUAUCGUUCGUCUCAAGCUAGCUUUCUACUAACAUGAAUCACCCUCAGCCGUUGAGCGUCUCAACCUAACUCCUCUUCUAGCUCUCAAAAAUCAGUCGAAUAUCGGGAGAAGAUGUCACCCACGAAGUAAAAGGAGGAAACUGUCCAGAAGCAGGAGGGAGGUCCUGCAGAAGAUACCAGACGCCCACUACCAUCCUCUGUCGAAAACACGGGCGCACAAGAACUAUCGCGCGAAAUUUCCACUGCAUGAUCUGGUCUUUCAGCACCAUGAGGUUCAACCUCAUGAUAUGGAUAGCAGCGGCUACUCUGCUGGGGGCAAAGGGAGCAGCACAGUCGCUUCCAGAUAAUGCGGCCGGUAGCGAUGCACUGUUGAGUCUCAUGGCUGAGAUCCCUCCAUGCGGCCUCACUUGCCUAAUACAAGAGAUGCCCUCGAUCGGCUGCACCCUAGUCGAUGUCGAGUGCCAGUGUACGUCGCAAAACUCCACCGAAAUUCUCCAACCAUGCCUGCUAGAUAAAUGCACGCUCGAAGAGACGUUUACCCUCUUGAGACUGCAGGGAAAUUUGUGUAAUCGGCCACACAACAAUCGAUCUGCGGCAUCGUCAAUAACUGGCUGGGUCUCAGCAGUAGUUUCUAUUAUUGCCAUUUCGAUACGAUUCUUAUCGCGGUAUAUAGGCGGUAACAAAUUUUGGUGGGAUGACUGGCUUCAUAUGGCCGCUGUUGUCCUCAUCGUUCCAGCAUCGGUAAUCUUGAUAUUCAGCGCCAAAGCAGGAGUGGGUUACCAUCUUUGGGACCUUACGUACCCACAAGUCAGGGAUAUAUCACGUUUCACAUACAUCUUGACGCCUCUCUGGGCCGUCAAUCUACUGUUCCUGAAAUUCAGUAUCCUAACGCUCUACCUCCGCAUCUUCCCGCACGAAUGGCUUCGACGAAGUGUUGCUGCUUUCACAGUCUUUACAAUACUUUACACCGUGCCUCUCAUAUUUCUCGCAGCCUUCCAGUGUAACCCCGUUCACGCUGUUUGGGAUCUCGAAGCGCAGAAAACUGCCAAGUGCAUUGAUUGGAUUGCCGUUCUUCGUGCCACUGUCGUCUUCGAAGUGAUCGCCGAGAUCGUACUAUUCUUACUACCAAUUCCUGUAGUGAUGAAACUCCAGAUGCCAAAAGCAAAGAAGGUACUUCUUAUGGGAUUUUUCGGCAUGGGUAUCGGGAUUAUCGGCGUUUCGAUCGCUCGUCUCCCCACCCUUCCAGGCGUAAUUUCCAAAUCAGAUCAGACUUAUACGGUAGUGCCCUCCGGAAUUACUGGCUUCUGUGCUAGUAUAGCUGGUCACAUCUGCACCACCAUACCCACACUUGGUGCCCUCCACCGGGCGCUUAGCGAGUCAUUCAAGCGCAUGUGCGGAGGCGGCCGUUUUCGCUACAAAUACACCAACACCUUCGAUCAUUCCAAAUUACGGUCCACUACCGCCAAAAGCAACAGCACGGAAGAUGAAAGGAAGGGGUGGCUAGCAGUCACUGAUCGUACGAACUCGAAUGACUCUCGAUUCGACGCUUCACAUCAACAGCAGCAGCGACAGCCGUACACAGCGCCGCUAAAUGAUCCGGGCAAUUUCUCGAAUUACGACGGCGCCGAAUCAUUCAAUCUCACUACUCGCCCGCAGCAUGUCAUCCAUUCCAGCCCCCGCGACGAAGAACCCAUCCCGAUAAACGAACUCCGCCCCAUCCAAAACGACGCGCAGCAGGAUGAAUCGCAGCGACCUUUUUCUUGGCCGCGGGAUACAGCAGGCAGUGGCCCAAGUACGAGCAAAUGAGAAAAAUGUGAGAUUCAAUUGUAGAAGUCAGCUACACAGAGAGACGCCGAUAUAGGGUUUGGUGGCUAUCAUCACCGGCGACUCCGGAAUUAAUAUAGGGCAAAGGAUUGGUAGCUUUUACAUCUGCCGUCACGUUCAUGUAGUGUGAACUCCACAUAAUGAAUAAUGAAGCGCGGACAAAUCAGGAUAUAGUAAAACGGAGGACAUAUGGAAUUACAAUGACCCACAUCACGCCUAUGUGACGCUCGAAAGCAGCCACGUGAACGAUGUUUUUGGGUCAAGCGACCAAGGGGUCGAAUUACAUGUUGCUGGAAUCCCCGUCGGGUAGCGAUCCUGAUGUAUGCCGCGUAUAAAACAAAUAGGUUUCAUAGAUAGCAUCGAGAGACCUAUACGAAAUCAUCGGUUUUCAAGACCUCCCGGCAGACAUUCGCCGCAAUCUUUUUAGCAAGCCGCUUGAAAUCCAGUAUAUGAUACAUGUCAGCAAUAUCAUUCUCCCAACAUGAAAGGUAAGGCCCGCGAGGCUCUCAUCUACCAUAUCGUCACAUGAUGCACACUUAACACAUUAAGAGACUCGACACUGGGAAUAACACGUAUCUUGUUUGUAUUAGUGAUGCACACACAAUGUGUGUCCCCAAAUACCAGAAAUAGUAUCAGAAGCUUCUCCUCCACAACCAUGCUUUCCGAUCUUUGUUUCGCAUCCGAUGAAUAACGACUGUUCCAAGUAACCAUCUUCAUGCGCAUUGAUCCACGGCAUUCAGAGUUUAUUCUGUCUUCGGCACCCCGUCGUAAUACAUCUGCGUGAUUUGAUUUCACAUUGUGUUC
Molecule: messenger RNA, 4275 nt
Organism: Periconia digitata
Lineage: Eukaryota; Fungi; Ascomycota; Dothideomycetes; Pleosporales; Periconiaceae
Source: the annotation of a GenBank genome assembly